CGUAGCUCGGGUCGGACCCGUAGCCUAACGUCAGCUGCGCUGGCGCCGCGGCGGGGGUUCGCCCUAACGCGGCUGACGCAACGCCGGAGAGCCGGGACGUAGACGGAAGAAAAGGCGGAGGAUCGGGCAGCCGGCGCGGAGAGUGGGCCGGGACUGGGGUCGGCCGCUAGCAGGUGUUUGGAUCUGUGACCACAUCUCAGCAUGCUGAGGUACAUGCACCACUCUGGGUUUCAGCCCGUCAGCCGACGUCUUCUGCCUUGGGUCCAGUCCGCAGCUGUGCCCAGAUCUCAUCAAGUCCAGCCUUCAGCUGUCAGACAUGUGCGUUCUUGGAGCAACAUCCCUUUUAUCACAGUACCCCUCAGUCGUGCCCAUGGCAAGCCCUUUGCCCACCGAAGUGAGCUGAAGCAUGCCAAGAGAAUUGUCGUUAAACUCGGCAGUGCCGUGGUGACCAGAGGAGAUGAGUGUGGCCUGGCACUCGGGCGCCUGGCAUCAAUUGUUGAACAGGUCUCGGUGCUGCAGAAUCAGGGCCGAGAGAUGAUGCUGGUCACCAGUGGAGCUGUUGCCUUUGGGAAGCAGCGACUGCGCCAUGAGAUCCUUCUGUCGCAGAGUGUGCGGCAGGCCCUGCACUCAGGGCAGAACCAGCUGAAGGAGAUGGCAAUUCCAGUCUUAGAGGCCCGGGCCUGUGCGGCUGCUGGACAGAGUGGGCUGAUGGCCUUGUACGAGGCCAUGUUUACACAGUACAGCAUCUGUGCUGCCCAGAUUUUGGUGACCAACUUGGAUUUCCACGAUGAGCAGAAGCGCCGAAAUCUCAACGGCACGCUGCACGAGCUGCUCCGGAUGAACAUCGUCCCCAUUGUCAACACGAACGACGCUGUCGUCCCCCCGGCCGAGCCCAACAGUGAUCUUCAGGGGGUAAAUGUUAUUAGUGUUAAGGAUAAUGAUAGCCUGGCUGCCCGACUGGCCGUGGAAAUGAAAACUGACCUCUUGAUUGUCCUUUCAGAUGUAGAAGGCCUCUUUGACAGUCCCCCAGGCUCAGAUGACGCGAAGCUCAUUGAUAUAUUCUAUCCUGGAGAUCAGCAGUCAGUGACGUUCGGAACCAAAUCUAGAGUGGGAUUAGGGGGCAUGGAAGCCAAGGUGAAAGCAGCCCUCUGGGCUUUGCAAGGCGGCACAUCUGUGGUCAUUGCCAACGGAACCCACCCAAAGGUGUCCGGGCACGUCAUCACAGACAUAGUGGAGGGGAAAAAAGUCGGCACCUUCUUUUCAGAAGUAAAGCCUGCUGGCCCUACAGUGGAGCAGCAGGGAGAGAUGGCUCGAUCCGGAGGGAGGAUGCUGGCCACCUUAGAGCCUGAACAGAGAGCAGAAAUUAUCCAUCAUCUGGCUGACCUACUGACGGACCAGCGGGAAGAGAUCCUGCUAGCCAACAAAAAAGACUUGGAGGAGGCAGAGGGGAGACUUGCAGGCCCUCUACUGAAGCGCCUGAGCCUCUCCACAUCCAAACUGAACAGCCUGGCCAUCGGGCUGCGGCAAAUUGCAGCCUCCUCCCAGGACAGUGUGGGCCGUGUUCUGCGCCGGACUCGGAUUGCCAAAAACCUAGAACUAGAGCAAGUGACUGUCCCAAUAGGUGUUUUACUGGUGAUCUUUGAGUCUCGUCCUGACUGUCUACCCCAGGUGGCAGCUUUGGCUAUUGCAAGUGGCAACGGCUUGUUGCUCAAAGGAGGGAAGGAGGCGGCACACAGCAACCGCAUUCUUCACCUCCUGACCCAGGAGGCCCUGUCCAUCCAUGGAGUCAAGGAUGCCAUACAGCUGGUGAAUACCAGAGAAGAAGUGGAGGAUCUCUGCCGCCUUGACAAAAUAAUAGAUCUCAUCAUUCCUCGUGGCUCCUCCCAGCUGGUCAGAGACAUCCAGAAAGCUGCUAAGGGGAUCCCAGUGAUGGGCCACAGCGAAGGGAUCUGCCACAUGUAUGUGGAUUCCGAGGCCAGUGUGGACAAGGUCACCAGACUCGUCAGAGACUCUAAGUGUGACUAUCCAGCUGCCUGUAAUGCUCUGGAGACUCUGCUCAUCCACCGGGACCUGCUCAGAACACCCUUAUUUGACCAGAUCAUUGAUAUGCUGAGAGUGGAACAGGUAAAAAUUCACGCAGGCCCCAAGUUUGCCUCCUACCUGACCUUCAGUCCCUCAGAAGUGAAGUCACUCCGCAUAGAAUAUGGUGACCUGGAAGUGUGCAUUGAAGUGGUGGACAGUGUCCAGGAAGCCAUUGAUCACAUCCACAAAUACGGCAGCUCCCACACAGAUGUCAUCGUCACAGAAAAUGAGAAAACAGCGGAGUUCUUCCUCCAGCACGUGGACAGCGCCUGUGUGUUCUGGAAUGCGAGUACUCGCUUCUCUGAUGGCUACCGCUUUGGACUGGGAGCCGAAGUAGGAAUCAGUACAUCACGAAUCCACGCCCGGGGGCCAGUAGGACUAGAAGGAUUGCUGACUACUAAGUGGCUGCUUCGAGGGCAAGACCAUGUGGUCUCAGACUUCUCGAGCAUGGCAGCUUGAAGUAUCUUCACGAGAACCUCCCUGUUCCCCAGAGAAAUUUCAGCUGAGAGGAGCCAGGCGGUCAGGACUGUUCUGUGCGGUCUGGCACAGUUGGGCUACUCCAGGAUCUCCAGAGAGAACUCGAUCUCGUCCCCACCUCUUAGAAGGGUCUGCCUGCUGGACAGUUCACCUGUGCCUCUGGCUCAACUCAGCAUCUCCAGUCUUAGCUAACGUUCAUAUUCCAUUCCAGCUUCUUGUGCAUCUCUGUCUCUGUUACUGGGGUUGGACCCAGGGCCUUGAACAUGCCAGGCAAAGGCUCUAUCUCCAGCCAGCCUGUCUCCCAAGCCGCACAGGCCAGUCUUUUUAGAAAGAGCAUCAUUGAUGCAGGUGGAGGCUUGGGUUUUGCCAGUCCAUUCCCCUCAGAAACGAAGGACCGCCAUCUCUUACCAUCCCACAUCAAUGACAAGGGACCGUCCUGGCUGCUUAUAUCACCUCAGUGAGGUAAAGUCUUGGCAUUCGACCAGGACCAGCCCCGGCAUCCUCCGACUCUCCAUGUGUAAUUUCAUUUAUUUCAAACGUGCUCAUCUUCAGAAGGGGAGAUUGGGAGUUUUUAAGGAAGAGCAGCUCCUUAAAACCUUUACCAUUUUCACUGGAAAUGGUGCCUAAAGUGGACUAACCUACAUCCCUGGGAGGUUGGCCUUCAUGAAGUUACGGGUGUACAUCCCAGACAGCUGCAGUCUGUCCCUGGCCAGGGGACACACGGUACCUUUGAUGUAGUUGGAAUCUGAGUAUCACACUGGAGGUAUGAAUUUCAAGAUGUUCCUACAAGUAGGAGGAAGAUCUACAAUUAUGCCUGACCUUUUUAUAAUGAAUUAUUUUGUCGUCCUAUCCUUGACCUCCAGAACAAAGAUUAGAGGAUUAUUUUAAUACUUUGGAUUCUUCCCCCUUUUUUGAGAAAUAAAAUUCUUACAAAAGCCCGUGUACACGGUGAAA
Molecule: messenger RNA, 3513 nt
Organism: Peromyscus leucopus (white-footed mouse)
Lineage: Eukaryota; Metazoa; Chordata; Mammalia; Rodentia; Cricetidae
Gene: Aldh18a1
Product: aldehyde dehydrogenase 18 family member A1
Exons: 18
Coding region: 202-2541 (779 amino acids)
Cellular component (GO): mitochondrion; cytoplasm
Molecular function (GO): glutamate 5-kinase activity; glutamate-5-semialdehyde dehydrogenase (NADP+) activity; ATP binding
Source: RefSeq, a predicted model, not a curated record